Messenger RNA from Lytechinus variegatus (green sea urchin), 1497 nucleotides. RefSeq lists its product as uncharacterized. NCBI's taxonomy places the organism in Eukaryota, Metazoa, Echinodermata, Echinoidea, Temnopleuroida, Toxopneustidae. The transcript has 2 exons. The record is from RefSeq and is a predicted model, not a curated record. Bases 430 to 1140 code for a protein of 236 amino acids.
UUUUGGCUUUCAAUGAAGAGAGAUGACGGUGCAUGUGUAAAGCGUGCUUACAAAAUUUUUUGAAAAUUUUCUUUCGGCACUGGCAACUAGAAUUGGACACUAGGCCUAGGUGGCAGAUAUUUCGACAUUUGUCUAGCUACCUAUACCGGAUAUCUACACAAAGGAUUCAUACUUUUAUUGGAUUAUACAGACGCUGAUUUCAGUUUUUUACUGUCUUCAGACUUCAGCCUCAGGAAUUGUUGCCGUAGAACUAAGACUAAGUUAGCUGUGCCGAUUUGUGGACCUAAAAGAUUCAGUUUGCAACUUCAGGAUUGAAUUUUUUCUUGGCGGUUCGCUUGAUUGAACUUUGGAGGUGAUUGCAUCCAGGAUUCAUUGGACUUGGGCUGAGUGACGGAGCUUCGAGUCUAACUCUAGUUUCGCGAGUUGAUCAUGCCAAAGGUUAAGGCCAAGAAAAUAACGACCGCAGGUGCGAGGAAGGGAGAUGACACACCGAAGAGGAGGCCGGGUCGGCCGAGAGGUCCACGGGCGACGUCAACCCCCGCAAGUGUGGAUCUGGGGCUGGGAGGCGGCAACAACGGGCCAGGAAGGAGCGGACCUGUGGUGUGGAUCAUAGGGGACUCGAUAGUGUUUUGGGCACAUCGCAGGGCGAAGAACACCGGCGAGGCUGACCUUGGACUUGGAACGUCGGUCCGCUGGUUGGGGAAAAGGGGGCUACGAAUUGAAGGGGUAAGCGAUUGGUUAGAUAAGAUGGGUCGGAGUGAACCAAAGCCUUCAGUAGUAGUAUUGCAUGUAGGAACGAAUGACAUUGAGGCACUGUCCAAGAAGAAGCUGGCUAGUUUGACGUAUAGACUUUUUGACGCCAAUAAGGACAAAUUUCAAAUAGUGUGGUCGGACAUUUUGGAGAGGGUUUGGUACCCCGCUGGCUGUACAGGAGAUCAAGGUAAAUUGGACUUAAAGAGAAGGGCGGCCAAUAGGUACGCCAAGGCUUUAGCUGCAAGAUUUCAUGGUAAAGCCAUACCACAUCCAUCAAUAUCCCAUAAUGACAUUUCGCUGUACAGAACUGAUGGCCUACAUCUGGCCGAUGAAGGGUUGGACAGAUUUAUCAGUGAGUUAAAAGUUGGUCUUUCAUAUCUUCGUUGAGUAUGUAUUUAUACAUUUUACCUUAGUCGCUCCGGCGUGACCGACUCCAGACCGUCCGAUCCGAUAGUAUGAAUAAGGGUUUUGGCUGGUCUGGAGCCGGUUUCACCAGUGUGUCUAUGUUUUCAUAAUGUAUCAUUUGUUGUUAUUUAGCUGCUCAUGCAUUUACGUUCAAUGUAUGCAUGCAUUAAAUCAUGUUGGGGUCAGUUAUGGAUAACCUAGAUAUACAUUGUAAUGGAGGAAUGGGCAAUGUUCCCUGGUACCCCCCCCCCCUGGUAAAAGCACUAAGGAUAAUAACGUUGGUGAAUACUAGUAGAAUGAUCCUGUAAUGGUUGCUAAGAUUUAUUGAAUAUCUUGGUA